AUGUAUAUGCGCACUUCACAGCCACGCUCGCCCGCGCCAGCUCAAGGGACAGAAUUCUGUAUAUUUCGUAUUAUAGUCAUAAUCUUUAUUUGCGCAGCUUUGUUAGCAACUCCAAGAAUAUUAUUGGUCAAGUUAAUUCCAUCUUUGGAAACAACUGUAUUACCACCCGAAAACGCUUUGACACUUUCUGGAGACAAUUUUUUUGAUUAUGUACGUAAGAAGACAAAUGAUAUCAUUGUUGAUAUUUUGAAAGUACAAGAAAUUUGUUCAACUGCUACAUUACUACAUUGUGAUGAUCCAUUAUCAGUAUUAGAAUAUGAUUGUGAUGAAUUAGUUAAUAUUAAAAGACGUACUGUAUUUGUUCUGAAACCCAGUGGCCAUGCUAUUAAAAAUGGUGUUAAAGGUAGUAUAAAAUAUUUAAUUGAAAUGUUAAAAGAAAUGGAAAUAAAAUAUGUAAAAAAAUCAAAAAUUCAACAGAAAAAUACAGCAUCUACUUUGACGUCAUGGAAUUUGCCAAACUCAACCGAUCAAAAAACAACCAUGACACCACUGUUCGAUCCUCAGUUAUUCCCGCUCAGUCAUCCUAUUUCGACUGCAUCAACGUUAACUUGUGAACGAACCAAAGAUAAUAUACAAAUUAUGAUAGAAUCAUGGUAUAAGAAAAAUUCAGAUGAAAUUGAAUUAAUCCAUGAUUUAGGUUAUAAAGUAAUUGUAAAACAAGUUACAAACAAUUCAAGUGUCUUAUGUCAUAUUAAAUGUAAUUGCGGAGCUAAACUUGCAUUGGCAUUACGUGCAGAUAUCAACUCAUUUCAGUUGUCAUCGUAUUAUAAACGUAUUCGAGGAACAAAGUGUUCUAUGAUGUGUAAAAAGAAAAAAGGGAGAAACGAUCGACACAAAUGUCAACAACAACAAUCUUCAUAUACAUCGCUGUCGCCAUCACUGAUACCAACUAUCAAUAGCAGGAUAUCGUAA
This is a messenger RNA of Didymodactylos carnosus, 972 nucleotides long. The record is from the annotation of a GenBank genome assembly. NCBI's taxonomy places the organism in Eukaryota, Metazoa, Rotifera, Eurotatoria, Philodinida, Philodinidae.